GUAUCCAUUAACCCCUCUUUUAAUCGAUCUUGUGAAAUUACCCGACUGGAGGAAAGCAAGUGUUAUUAUGGCAAUUCCAGCAGCACCAGAGAGCCGUGUUCAGACAGCAACAAUCUCAAACGAGAGGAGCGAGCAAGAGAUACAUUAUUAUCGUCUGAUCACGGGAUGCACAAUGGGAUGGGCAACAGUGGCACCUUCUCAAAGUAUGAUUAUGGCACCGAGCAACUGACCCAAGACCCGCCAUCCUGUCAGUCCUUGGAGUCCGACUCCAGUUCUUCAGUGCUAAACGAAGGAGGAAAGACUUCAGCAGGCGACCCACAAACCCUGCUAUCGCAAGGAAACCACGCAAGCAAUAUCGCCACUGGAGGAGGUGCCCCGUGGUACCCGAUGCACACCCGGACGCGCAAGAAGCGAAAGCCCUAUUCCAAACUGCAGCUGGCCGAGCUUGAGGGAGAGUUCAUGCUGAACGAGUUCAUCACCCGGCAGCGACGUAGGGAGCUGUCUGACAGGCUCAAUCUCAGCGACCAACAGGUUAAAAUUUGGUUCCAAAAUCGGCGGAUGAAGAAAAAGAGACUGUUGCUAAGGGAGCAGGCUUUGUCCUUCUUUUAAGGAGGCACAAAAUAUACAUUGCUUAAUGGUAGUCCAACAACAGUAUUCAGUUAAUGGUAAUCUGCCAUUGGCCCAUUUUACUCUGAAAGUCUUGCCCCACGAUGCAUUCAGAAAUCGCGAAUAAGAAUUUAAACAUAAUAGGGGUAUGCGACCAAAUGAUGGCUCCAGAAGUCUGCUUAUACAGUGUGGUCUAUGUGGUGUUUAUUUAAGAGGGUUCGUGGCCAGAAAUUUUGGGCAAUACGGUGGGAAUGUUUUGGUUUAGGUUUUGAAAGUAACAAGCAGUCUAAGCCAUCAAUCACU
Sinocyclocheilus grahami is the source of this 909-nucleotide messenger RNA. Its product is annotated as homeobox protein Hox-C12a-like. The record is from RefSeq and is a predicted model, not a curated record. Lineage: Eukaryota; Metazoa; Chordata; Actinopteri; Cypriniformes; Cyprinidae. Gene Ontology annotation, molecular function: DNA-binding transcription factor activity, RNA polymerase II-specific; sequence-specific double-stranded DNA binding. Gene Ontology annotation, biological process: regulation of DNA-templated transcription. The transcript has 2 exons. The annotation marks the transcript as partial.